Messenger RNA from Cuscuta campestris, 2920 nucleotides. NCBI's taxonomy places the organism in Eukaryota, Viridiplantae, Streptophyta, Magnoliopsida, Solanales, Convolvulaceae. The record is from the annotation of a GenBank genome assembly.
GUAUAAAGACCGGCUAUCACCGGUCCUGUAGGGUUUAGCCCCGGCUGCAGCCGGUCACUCCCCUCCAAUUUCCGCGCUGUAUAAAAGUCGGCGAACGGAGGGCUGCCGUUCGUUUCUCCGAUUAUUGCUCCUGCGAAGUCACUCUCUUUUUUUUUCGCCUCGCCCGUUUCCUGGUCCCGAGAAAAAUUCGUGUUUUCCAGAGCUGGCGCUGGAGAGCUAUUUGGAUCAUCCAGCCCAUCAAGGGAAUGCCCCAUCAAUGGUGCAUCCUCGGAUGGCACAAUCUCCUUCAUCAUCUGGCAUCUUUUUCCAAGGGGACGGUGGACAGUCACACGGAGUUGGGAAUCCCCACUUGUCCUCGUCAUUUUCAAACUCAUCAAAUUUAAUACACGGGAGUGCAGGACGGUCAAACCUUGGUCAUGUGUCCGGAGACGCCGUUUUGAACAGUGUGGCAAGCUCGGGUCCUAGUGUCGGGGCAAGUUCUUUAGUCACUGACGCAAACUCACCACUUUCUGCCGGUCCCAAUAUUCAGAGAAGUGAUUCUUAUAUGCGUUUGCCCGCGUCCCCCAUGUCUUUCACAUCGAAUAAUAACAUCAGUAUCUCUGGAUCAUCCAUCAUCGAUGGAUCAAAUCAAGACCCAAUAAACACUCAGCAAAAUCACCGAGGAGGAUCUAGUGCCACGUCGUCGUUGCCCGCUUCAAGGAUAGGUCAGGUGCAACUGCCAAAUGGGGCAGGAUUGAGAGGUAACGGUUCUUUCAUUCAAGAUCCUACAAUCUCCCAGCUGCAAAAGAGACAGCGGAUGGAGAUGAAGCAGGAAGACAUUCUGCAGCAACAAGUUCUGCAACAGUUACUGCAACAAAGGCAAGACCAGAUGCACCUUCAGAACCCCAACCCACAAUUUCAGGCAUUGAUUCAACAGCACAGGCUAAGGCAACAGCAGCAACAAAUUUUGCAGUCUAUGCCAGUGGCACAGCGAAACCAGCUGAUACAGCAGCAACAACACCAGUUGCAGUUGAGACAACAACUUCAACAAGGAAUGCAGAGUGGUUCUGCUGCUGUGAAACGGCCCUAUGAUUCCGGGGUUUGCUCUAGGAGGCUAAUGAAAUACUUGUAUCAUCAGCGCCAAAGGCCUCCCGAAAAUUCCAUUGCCUACUGGAGGAAAUUUGUGGCUGAGUAUUACUCUCCAUGUGCAAAGAAAAGGUGGUGCUUGUCAAUGUAUGAUAAUGUUGGUCAUCAAUCGUUAGGGGUCUUUCCUCAGGCAGCUAUGGAUGCCUGGCAGUGUGAGAUUUGCAAUUCCAAAUCUGGAAGAGGAUUUGAGGCAACAUUUGAAGUUCUUCCUAGACUAAAUGAAAUUAAAUUUAGCAGUGGCGUUAUUGAUGAGCUUUUGUUCCUGGACAUGCCUCACGAAUAUCGGUUUCCAACCGGGAUAAUGUUGUUAGAGUAUGCAAAGGCAGUUCAGGAAAGUGUUUAUGACCAACUCCGUGUUGUUAGGGAGGGUCAGCUUCGCAUAAUUUUCACCCCUGAUUUAAAGAUAUUAUCCUGGGAGUUUUGUGCACGGCGCCAUGAAGAACUUUUACCCAGGAGAUUAGUUGCGCCACAGGUGAACCAAUUGCUUCAAGUUGCACAAAAAUGCCAGACCACAAUAUCAGAAAGUGGACCCGAUGGGGUUUCUCAGCAGGACUUGCAAGCAAACAGCAAUUUGGUUGUAACGGCUGGACGCCAGCUCGCCAGGAGUAUGGAGUUGCAAUCAAUAAAUGAUUUGGGAUUUUCCAAAAGAUAUGUGAGGUGCUUACAGAUAGCUGAAGUUGUAAAUAGCAUGAAAGACUUGAUGGACUUCUGCAGGGAUCAGAAAGCAGGGCCUCUUGAGAGCUUGAAGAAUUUCCCACGACACGCAACUGCAGCUAAGCUUCAGAUGCAAAAGGCGCAUGAAGCGGAGCAGAUGGGACCCAAUGAUCGCAACAAGCAGAUAAUGGAAAUGCAACCGGGUGCGGUACAUAACGGUCAAAUGGGCAAUACCAACAAACAAAUGGUUAACCGCGGAGGAGGAGUAGACUCAAGCGGGGGUGGCCCUUCAGCAGCACAAGCACCCAAUAACAACAAUAAUAAUAAUCAUAACCAUUACCAGAAUAUGUUGGUACGUCAGAACUCAAUGAGUACUAACGCUACCAAUUCUGCAGUCAAACAGGAACAAUCUUCUUUGCUCAACCAAACGCCGCUUCAAGGACAACCAAACGGCGUCUUUCUGACAUCCACCAAUGUCCAACAACAGCAACAACAACCUCAGCAGCAGCAGCAACGUUUGAUGAAUCAGCAGCAGCACACGAACAACCAGGUGGUACAACAGCAAAUCCUCCAGCAGUUGCUGCAAGAUAUUAACAGCAGUGGAAACGUGGCGGGACCCGUAUCCGCGCUCAGGAACAACAGUUUCAAAGCAGCAGCAGCUUCUAACAGCGAGUCGUCAGCCACCCCCAACAAUGGGUUCCCUCAGAGCAUGGGACACAACAAUCUUCAUAUGUCUGAGGAUAUGUUGCCCGACAUAUCAUCGGAUUUCACAGAUAGCUCGUUUUUCAACAGCGAUCUUGACAAUAAUAUGAACUAUGGAUGGAAAGCGUGACCAGUAGCUAACAUUUGGCCUUAGAUGAGAACUACUUUGGCAUACAUAUUUGUACAGCUUGCUUUAAACAUUACACUUCCCUUCUCUCUCUCUCCCUCUCCUGCCUGUUUUAGUAUGUUCUGCUGUGGAGAGUAGCUGUGUGUACCCUGCUAGGUGUGCUUUUUUUCUUUUUUGAAAUCUCAUUUUAUCGAAUUUUCUCUCUUGCAAGUGUAAUCUACGGAGAUAUGAACUCAUCAACUUUAAUUUGGUAUUAACAGAGGGAUUGUUCACUUCUGUUCAUUAUUACAUGCCUAUGGUGAGGGUAUUUUG